AUGCUGCAACCACUUGAGGAUACCUACGUCGAGUACCUGGAGAGCAUUCUGCACGGCGCCGACGUGGAUAUGGGCGUCGUCAAGGAGACGCUCGCCUCGCUGGGGUUGGACGAGAAGAGCAUCAACAAUGUGGUGGGCGGCGACUUUCACGUGUGUCCGGCGAGCACCUCAUCUGCCUUCUCCAGUUCACCCGACCGGGCCUCGGAGCGGCAGUGGCAAGCGAGCACGGAGGAAACGUCUACGAUGUCUACCCAAAGCGAUACGCUGUGGCGUGGAGACGCGUUGCCGCGGGGGGCCGUUGGUGGACCAGAAGAACAACAGAUCCAAGGCACCGCUCCUCCCACGUCAUCAUCAUCAUCAUCGUCGUCAUCGUCACCGCCAUCGUCCUUAGGGAGUAGAAUUGAGAGUUCGCUGGCGCGCCGAGGGCAUUUGUUGUGCCAUGGGCCCGACGCGUUGAGCUGUAAAGCGGAAGCGGUGUCAGAGUUACCCGGAAAGGUUUGGGACGAUCCCAUCCUGACACCUGAGCGGCGCGACUCUUACAAGGAACACUUAGAGGCCCUGGAAAAACUCCUUGGUGUUGUUUGGCGUCCCGUUGCCUGUGAAGGAGACGGCGACGAUGACGUGCCCUUGCAGAUUCGUAGCUUCCUCUGCCGUGAGCGGCUACAAAACAGCAUCUUAGGCCAGUACAAGGCAAGUGGGAUGGCCCUGGCACCGCAGUGGAAAAAAAACCCGCGUCAGAGACGUGAAACAAGACACGGGUAUAAAAGGCUGCUUGCGGGCCAUGGGGUCAACACCGUCGCAAAGUGCAAUGGACAUCUACAGUGCGUUCGCCACUGCGGGAGUCUUUUGGGGGGCAGGGCGCUCCCCCAAGCUGGCUCUCGAUGGCAGUGUGAAUUCUGCGUAAGCCUGGAAGAUACAUCCGCCCUGCCUGCUGGGGUGGACCAGGUGCGGCAACCGCAGUUUACGUCCGCCGCGAUAGGGAAUGCGUGUGGAGUGAAGAUGCGGCCUCAGGCUGUGAAUACCGUGGGCUGUGGGCGGAUCCGCACAAAGGCGCUCGCAACGACGUUGUCGUAUCGCGAGGAUCGCGUAAAAAAGGCGUUGGCGUACCGCGAUGGAUGGAGCGCCUGCGGCUACGUUUAA
Trypanosoma rangeli is the source of this 1140-nucleotide messenger RNA. RefSeq lists its product as uncharacterized. The transcript has a single exon. The coding region runs from base 1 to 1140 and encodes 379 amino acids. The record is from RefSeq and is a predicted model, not a curated record. Lineage: Eukaryota; Euglenozoa; Kinetoplastea; Trypanosomatida; Trypanosomatidae.